AUGAUUUCUAAAAAUGAGGACAAUUUCACAGAUAAUGUAUAAUCUGAAAGAAAAUACUAUGAGAGCGAAGAGGAUGUUCAACCCUUAAAAGUAGGAGAUAUCAUUUAGAAUCGCUUUUUAAUUAGUCAACAAAUUGGAGAAGGCUCAUUUGGAAGUGUUUUCAAAGUACUUGAUCGAAAUAAUAAUAACGCUACUUGGGCUAUGAAGGUGGAAAUAGAUGAGGACGAUGAAAAUAGUUUAUUAGAAAGAGAAAUCAAAGUUCUCAUUGAAUUAAGAAAAUAAUAAGGUUUUCCAUAAAUUAAAUUCUACGGAUAAGAAAGAGGAUACACUUACUGCAUCAUGACAUUGUUGGGAAAAAACUUAGAAUAGAUCUUCAGGAAGUUGGGGUGUGUCAUGAAUUAAACCACUGUCUUAAGAUUAGCCAUUUAAAUGAUUGAUAGAAUUUCAGUUAUGCAUGAUAAUAGAUUUCUCCAUCGAGACAUUAAACCUGAUAAUUUUGUUAUUGAGUCCGGGCCGAAUGCAAAGAUGCUGUAUUUAAUUGAUUUUGGCCUCUCCAAACAUUAUAUUAAUAGUAAAGGAGAGCACAUCUCGUAUGUUAAAAAGGCAGGACUUAUAGGAACUGCGAGAUAUGCAUCAGUAAGUGCCCAUGAGGAAAUGGAAUAAGGAAGAAAAGAUGAUCUAGAAAGCAUUGGCUAUGUUUUGAUUUAUUUGGCCACAGGAAAUCUCCCUUGGAUGAAUUUGUAAGUUGAUUCAAAGGAUGCCAAAUAUACUAAAAUUUAUCAAAUUAAAAAAUAAACUAAGACUGAAGAUCUUUGUGCUAAUUUACCAAAAUGUUUCUAUUUCUACAUGAACGAUGUGAAAUCUUUAGAAUUCCAGGAAACUCCAAAAUAUGAUAAAUUAAAAUCAUAUUUUGAAAGAGAAAUUGAGAUCCUUAAUAAAUAAACAUCCAUGAAUUCCUCUUAAUUUACAUAUGAUUGGGAAAGAUUACCUGAAUACAGCAAACAAAAGAAGCAUCAGACAGUCCAUGUUAUGCAAAAUCAAGAAAAACGGUAAUAAGUAGAAAUUGCAUUCAAUCCACACAAACUAAAUCAAGUAAAUAAAUAAAAUCAGUUCAUCAAUUAAUAAACUAAAGAUUCCCAAUAAAAGUCAACACAAAAUCAAUAACUUACAUUUGAGUAAAUAAUGAAUGAAAAAAGAAAAGGCACUAAAAAGACUGUCUAUAGUCCCACAGGUAAAAGUAAAAAACCUCCCCUCUUGAUUAAUAUUGUAGAAAAUAGUGAUUUGAAUAAACAAAAUGUGUUAUCCCCAAUCAAACCUGAUGAUAGCAGACUUUUCAGAAUGCAAAAUCAUUCUUCCACCUUACUUUAAAUUCCUCAACUUAAUUCAUCAUAUCAAUUAGAUUCUUAUAUUUCACCUUCUGUAGCAACUUCAAGAUUAAAUAAUUAUUUUGAAAGUGAAGAUGUGGUUAGUGAAGGUGGAGGAUUGCCGAUAUGGGAUUUAUGUGAUGGAUCAAAACCUGAAUUCUAAAAGGUAACAGGGAUUUUGGAAGGAAUAAAGAAACCUAGUUUAAUUAUUUUGAGAAAAGAACGAAAAGCACAUACAUACACUGUUAAAUUGAUGCAAGAACUAUUUGUUCCCCCAAUUAAAUUAAUUGGAGAUUAGGAAUCAAAUGUUGAAGGAUUAGAAUGA
This is a messenger RNA of Paramecium tetraurelia, 1689 nucleotides long. RefSeq lists its product as uncharacterized. Gene Ontology annotation, biological process: peptidyl-serine phosphorylation; signal transduction; endocytosis. The record is from RefSeq and is a predicted model, not a curated record. Gene Ontology annotation, molecular function: protein serine/threonine kinase activity; ATP binding. Gene Ontology annotation, cellular component: cytoplasm; nucleus. The transcript is spliced from 8 exons. NCBI's taxonomy places the organism in Eukaryota, Ciliophora, Oligohymenophorea, Peniculida, Parameciidae.